Molecule: messenger RNA, 624 nt
Organism: Rotaria socialis
Lineage: Eukaryota; Metazoa; Rotifera; Eurotatoria; Philodinida; Philodinidae
Source: the annotation of a GenBank genome assembly
AUGAACCAUUCAACAGUUAGCACCGUUGCCUUAAGUGACGAGAUGUUAAUUACCAUUUUGAUGAAACUUAAUAACGUUGAUGUAUUAUUUUCUCUCAUAGGUGUUAAUAAAAAGCUCGAUCGAUUAUCUCGAGAUAUUACCUUUACACAAUCUAUUGAUUUCGUGACAAUAUUAUCAAAUAAAAAGAGAAAGUCAAUACUGGAUCGAUUCUGUUUUGAUAUAAUACCUCGAAUUCAACACAAUAUUGAAUCACUGACUCUUGAUCGAUUAUCAAUUGAUCGUGUUCUUCGCAUUGGAAAUUAUCCUAAACUAUGGAGACUUACUCUUGUUAAUCUUCCACUUAAGAUGGCAUAUGAUAUUUUCAAUGAUAAUUUUGGAUAUUCGCCAUUGUCACUUAUUAAUUUAUCAUCUACAACGUUUUAUUUAUCAAGUAUUGGUUAUUUGAAUGUUACGGUACGGCAUUUUAACGACUGUCUUUGCCUACUUGAUGAACGUUUCACUCAUUUACACACAGUUAUUGUAAAAGUUGAAAUUAUCAAGAAUUCGUCAAAUGCAAUAAAUAAUAAGGUAACAUAUUUUCAAUCACGGACAACAAAUUCAAUUCGAUUUAUAAGAGAACGAUAA